UCAGUCUCUAUCGUGUUUUAGACACGCGCGCGAACAUGAGUGCUAAAUUCUUGAUAUAUCUUUGAGGUCUCGUCCAUCACCUCGUCAUGAAUGGGUCAAGAACUUAUUUUUUCCAAUGAAUUUUGUUUCUUGACGGAUUUGAGCAGAUCUUUAGGUUUUGGAGGAUGUUUUUGGUAAUUCUAUUAUCAGUUUUUGUAGUUAGUGGAUCUGCACAAUACUCCAGUGACCAAUGCAACUGGACUGGAAGUGGUCUAACACAUGAGUCUCAUGCCCGGGAUGUGGAGCAGGUUUAUCUGCGCUGUGCUGAAGGCUCUCUGGAGUGGCUCUACCCCACAGGGGCCAUCAUAGUCAACCUCAGGCCCAACCUGCAGACGUCUGCAGGGCCCGGCGAGCGACUGCACGCCUGCAUCAAACCUCGCAGUGAUUCUCGAGGGGCAGUGCUGUAUGUGGAGCGGGCUGGGGAGCUGAGACCACUGCUGUCAGAGGCAGAGCAGGCCGCUGGUCUCGUACGCUGCUUCAGUCUCCAGGAGGGGGCGCUGUUUGUGGAGGCGGCAGGCCAGCAGGACAUCAGCAAGAGAGUCAUAGCAUUUCAAUAUCAACUGAUCUCAACAAAGAUGACAGGAGAUGAGCUCUACUCACCUACAGCUUCAUGUAAACCCUGCAGUGAUGAGGAGGUGCUGAUGGCCCUGUGUACCAGUGACUUUGCGGUUCGUGGCAGUAUUCAGAGGACUGACGAGGAGGAUGAAGAUCAGACCACAGUGGUGGUGUCUUUGAGUCAUGUGUAUCGCCAGAAAAGUCGCGUGUUCGUAUCUGGCGGUGGGGGGUGCGGGCGUGGCCGGUGGACGGGUCGCAUGAAGAUUCCGCAGCAUUGUGGCCCGCGGGCGGGACAGGAUGAGUUUCUUUUCACAGGAGCUGUGAGAUUUGGAGAAGCUUGGCUGGGAUGUGCUCCUAAUUAUAAAGAUUUUCUCAACUUCUACCGCUCAGCCUUGGACUUAGGAACAAACCCCUGUCAUGUAGACACAGACUGAGAAAUUUUUUAAACUGAUGUGAAAAUCUCACAAUUCAAAACUUCUUAAUGUCGCUUAAAAUACUUAAUUUGCAUAAAGUCAAAUAUAAUUUCUUAUUUAUUUCUGAAGUAUGACUCGAACAUGUUGUUGGCAGGUUUCAAGAGAUUAGUCCCUGUAGGAAAGUUGGACUCGGACGGAGGUGAGAUUGAAUCACUCCAUCAUCAAUGACUCCAAAGCAACAAAAGUUUGUUUUGUUUUGUUGCCUUAUUUCUGAAACUGAUAUUAAGAAAGUGUGUUGUAACACUUGUAAAUCAGAGUUUAUGAAUCUGUUAACUCUUGCUUGCACACGUGUGCCGUGAGAGAAGGUUGCUAAUGCUUUUGUUUAAAGCUUUUUUUUGUUUAAAGGUCGAUUCUUGACCGAUUUCUUUUCCAUGUUUAUGGGCAUGUUUGUAUGCUCACAUGUGAGAUGUGUGUAAAUGAUGUGUAUUUCUGCAUAGUUUUAAUGAGUUUGCCGUUCAUGUUCCCUUUCAAAUUUUCCAGGAAUAAAACAGACCCUUGGAAGCAAAA
This is a messenger RNA of Paramisgurnus dabryanus, 1574 nucleotides long. It is a transcript of the gene metrnlb, whose product is annotated as meteorin like, glial cell differentiation regulator b. Lineage: Eukaryota; Metazoa; Chordata; Actinopteri; Cypriniformes; Cobitidae. Gene Ontology annotation, molecular function: hormone activity. Gene Ontology annotation, biological process: positive regulation of brown fat cell differentiation; energy homeostasis. The record is from RefSeq and is a predicted model, not a curated record.